Messenger RNA from Candidozyma duobushaemuli, 1710 nucleotides. RefSeq names its product RNA-binding snoRNP assembly protein. Gene Ontology annotation, molecular function: RNA binding. The coding region runs from base 1 to 1710 and encodes 569 amino acids. The transcript has 3 exons. The record is from RefSeq and is a predicted model, not a curated record. Gene Ontology annotation, biological process: pseudouridine synthesis; box H/ACA snoRNP assembly; ribosome biogenesis. Gene Ontology annotation, cellular component: sno(s)RNA-containing ribonucleoprotein complex. NCBI's taxonomy places the organism in Eukaryota, Fungi, Ascomycota, Pichiomycetes, Serinales, Metschnikowiaceae.
AUGAGUGUGGAGUCUGAGGUCGAUCACACGAACCACACAGAGGUGGAAAAAAAUAGCAAUACUCCUGCUGAAUCUCAAGUAAUUCCAACUGUGGAGAGUAAUUUGGAUGGAGAUGAACAGGGAAUCACGAAGACUGAGGUGAAUGAACCUGAGCUCGAGUCAGGUGCUGCAACUGCCGACGCCAACGAGGAAAUCAAGCCAUCUCCCGAAGCCUUAAAUGGUACCGGUCCUGCUCCUAAAGAGUCAGAAGACCAGUCUAUGGAUACAAAGGCUGAAGAAGUCAAUAAGGCAGCUGAAAAAGUCAAAGAAGAACUUCCCAAUGAACAAGAAAACAACGACGAUACUACCACCGGCCAGACAGAGAAUGGAGACACAGAAGCUGAUAAGGUUGAGGAACCUCAAACGGAGACUAGCAAGUCUGAUGACGAGGAAGUGGACCACGAGAAGAAGGUCCAGGAAUUCAUGAAAAAUGACGAAGAGAUCAAGCACUUCUCGGACGACGAAAUCAGCAUCGAGGGAUCCUCCAGUGACUCAGAUUCAGAUUCAAGUUCUGAUUCCUCGAGCUCCUCGGACUCUAGUGAUUCUGAGCUGGAUGGCGAGGAGGACAAUCAACAAGUGGACGAUCUUGAUGACGAGGAAGAGGCAUCGGGGUCUUCCGGAAGACUACAAGGUGCCCGAAAGUGCUCCCUCGAAUAUGUGGGUAAUUUGACCAGCUUGGUCGAGAAAAAUGCCAUUGUUAAAGCUAACAUUUCCGGUGAGUUCCGUGUUCUCAAAGAUCAGUCUGUCUUGUGUUUUGAGGACAGACUGGUUUUAGGCCCACUUUUUGAGACGUUUGGAAAGCUACAGGCUCCCCACUACCGAGUCAAAUUCAACACUGACGAAGAGUUCAAUGCUUUGAAAGAGAGAAAGGGCGAAAAAGUGUUCUAUGUUGUUCCCGAAUCCCAAUUUAUUUACACGGACGCUAUCAAGAAGCUUAAAGGAACAGAUGCCAGUAACUGUCACGAUGAAGAGCUUCCAGAGGAAGAGCAGGAGUUCUCCGACGAUGAACAGGAGCUUGCUGCCAAGCAGCGCAAGAAGAAAAAGAAGAAGACCAAGGAUCCAAAAGACGGUCCUCAGGCAAAGAAGCAAAACACAAAUCCCGAACCUAAUAAGUUCACGUCAUAUGGCUUCGCUCCUUCUCAAACCUCUUACGCUGGUCUCCCAAGAGUUCCUCCAAGAAACAAUCAGUACAAUCGCCAAACUCCCCCAGUUCAACAGCCACCAAUACAGGCUCAACAGCAAUCUCCAGCAUACGGAUCACCAAAUCCUUACGGUGUCCCUAUAAGCCAUCAGCAGCAGUAUGCGCCAAAUCCUUACCAGGGUUACCAACAACAAGGUAUGAUGCCUCAGGUUCCCCAAUACCAACAGCCACAAACCCCAUACGGUUAUGGACAGCCAUACUGGCCUCAAGGACAACCACAGGGUCAUCCACAGAUGUACCCCCAGCCAACGUACCAGCAACCACAACAACCCCCUCCAAACUUCCAAAUUCAACAACAGCAAAUCCCACAAACUCAACAACAGCCUGCUCCUCAGCAAGCGAAUGCAUUAUACCAGCUUCAUGCCCUCGUGGCUAACCAGCUCAAUCAGCAAGACCAAAAUCCGCAUACUCAGCAUCCGCCUCAGGGCCCCCUCAAUAGAAUGUAUUAUAGCUCUUUCGGCGUGUUUUAA